This is a messenger RNA of Puntigrus tetrazona (Sumatra barb), 2577 nucleotides long. Its product is annotated as tripartite motif-containing protein 16-like. Bases 55 to 966 code for a protein of 303 amino acids. The transcript is spliced from 4 exons. Gene Ontology annotation, molecular function: protein binding. NCBI's taxonomy places the organism in Eukaryota, Metazoa, Chordata, Actinopteri, Cypriniformes, Cyprinidae. The record is from RefSeq and is a predicted model, not a curated record.
CGGAAGUACAAACAGGCCCCGCCCUCUGCUGUAGGCGCGGGAAAAAGAAGCGCGAUGAAGAUGAUGAUCGUUAAAGAUGUGGAGAAGACACGCUUUUUAUCACAGAAAGAUCUCCUCACGCGCUUCAACAGGCUUUCAGGCUGUCAGAUUAGAGACGGAGUUUAUCAGCUGGUGUCGUGUAUGAAGGACGGUUCAUAUCUGCGCUAUAAUGAUCUUGGAAACAUUGAAGAGGAGAUCCUGAGCUCUUCUCUACAUCGUGUUUUCACUGGAGGAGAAUGCGGUCACCAACCAGGUCUUGAUAAAUAUGUCGUAGCACUGACCUUUGACCCACGGACAGUUAAUGAACACCUCUAUCUGAGCGAGAACAACACUAAAGUCACUCGUCGGAGAGAGAAACAACAGCUUCCUGAUAAUAACGAGAGAUUCGACAAGUGCAACCAGGUCCUGAGCCGCCAGCCUCUGAUUGGACGACGCUUCUUUACGGUGGAUGUGAUUGGACAGGAGGUGCAUGUGGGCGUGGCCUGUAAGGCAAUGCAGAGGAAGGGAGCGAGUGACGCCGUAUGUCUGGGACACAAUAAGUUCUCGUGGAGUUUAUGUUUGUCAGACAAUUCAUGUGUGGCUCGUCACAACAAUAAAACUGUAUUAAUUCUGUCAGAGUCCGUCAGACGACUGGGUGUGCUUGUGGACCAGGACGCUGGUUCUGUUUGCUUCUAUAUGUUGAGUCCACAGCGUAAAGUCUUGUAUGUGUUUGAUGCAGAUUUUCCUGAGGAUCAGGAGCUUUAUGCAGCCUUCAGGAUUCAGGAGCCAAACAGUGAAGUCCUUCUCGGGCAGGAAUCACUACAAAUGUGUCUACAGUUACGGUUUGAGAUUGACUCUUCAGAACCAAACAGAGAUUUAGCAAAACAAGCAGCAAUCAUGAACACUGAACCUCUGAUAGUCCAGCAGAUCUCAACCAGAACCGAGUGACCAAAGAUCAGGGUUUGUCUUAAGUUGUGUAUAUUUCUAUUUCUUUAACCUAUGUAAAACUAUAAUUUGCAGAAAGCCCCAUUGUUUCGUUCCGAACAUAAAUAAAGCUUUUAUGGGUGUGGAACGACACGGGGGUAAGUGCAGACCGAGUUCUUCCACUUUACCUGACUUUUAGUUAUACUAGUAUGGUACAUUAAAAAAUUAGCUUUAAUGCUAACGUGGCUUGCCACAUGAAACAAUCUGCGACGUCUCGGCUGUGUCACAUCGCUAGCUGUUCCUUGUAAUUACAGGAAGUUUGAUUCUUCAGCACGGUUACAAACACACACUGCAGAGCUCUUUAUUACAGAGUGAUCUUCAACAGGUACCAUUAAUAUAACCUCAAUAGAAUGUAACAUUUCUGAUUAUGGACUGUUUGGAAAGAGAGCACCGAUUUUUGUUUAGUGUACACUAAAGAGUGAGGAUACAAGCAGGCAUGUGAUGUCACGGUACCGCCAAAAUACAACCUUUUAAUGCAUUUAAAACAAGGUGUGCUAUUGUAAAAUACUGAAUUAUUAAUAAAUCUGGUAGUCUUUAUUUUGCAUACAAAGUCUUUUUGUAGUAGUUCAGUAUUUUUGCAAAUAAAACUAAGAGGCAAAACUGAAACAAGUGAACGGUCUUUGUUUUGACUUGUAUGUGUUUUUAAAGUAGACUGAAUUAGCCAAAUCAUUUAAAUAAUAAUAAUAAUAAAAAUGUAAAUGAUAAAACUGAUGUGUAAUUGCAAGAGUUAAGCUCCUUUGUUGCAAAACUGAUGUGUUUGUUUUUACACAUGCGUCUGCUUACUAAUCUAGGCUGUGUUUAGUUUUAUGGGAUUGGGUAUGUUCUGUCACGCCUCAGUAGUGCUGUAUUGUGGGAUACGGAGCUCCUGAUGUGUAUAUUAGAGACCUCCGAACUUUAAGAAGUGUGGGGCGCUCUUUAAAAUGGCGGCGGGGAUUCCCCCGAGGGGAAGCGUGUGAGUGUGUGUCUAAGAGAGAAGCGGAAGACGGCGCAAGUACAGUGCUGUAAUCAUCUUUCCACAAAUAUUUAGUAAAAAUCACUAAAUGCACUAGACGUUAAUAAUAAACUUGCGGCUCAGGCAGAGAUUGAGGUGGUGAACUGGCUCACACGAACAGUGUUCAAACACUAGAUACUUCAUUCAGCCACAGCCUUUCUGUUUGACACAAAACAAAUGAUGUUAGAAAUAAUUUGUCAAAUAUUAAAAAAAAAAAAAUUUGACUGCUAUGUAACUGGCGGGUCAGAUUAGAGAAUUUUUUAUUUAAUGCAAGAUUGUCAGUCCUGUGUUGUUGUGUUUUUCUCUGAAUGUGUUCCUCGUGACCCAGUUUCUCCUGUAUUUUAUUUAAAUAUUUGGUUUUCCUUUACCGUUCCCAUUUAGUUACACCUGUGUUUAGUCCGGUUAUUUAAGCCUAGUGUUUUUCUGUGUCUAGUGUCCUGUGUUAAACGUCUUUUUUUGGUUGGCCUGUGUGUGUGUGUGUGUGUGUGUGUGUGUGUGUGUGUGUGUGUGUGUGUGUGUGUGUGUGUUCCUGCUCUGUUUUACCCCUCCUUUGGAUUUUUCAUUAAAGUCUGUUAUUUAAAAUA